Messenger RNA from Caenorhabditis sp. 36 PRJEB53466, 565 nucleotides. Lineage: Eukaryota; Metazoa; Nematoda; Chromadorea; Rhabditida; Rhabditidae. The record is from the annotation of a GenBank genome assembly.
AUGGCCGAAGAGCGCACAGUUUAUGUGGCGAAUUUUCCCGAUAAUUUCGAAGAGGAUUUGCUCGAGGAACUCUUCACACAGGUACAUUUUGAAUCACAUUUUUUAAGUAAAAAAAUUAUUUUUUUAACAGGUCGGCCCGGUGGUGAGCGUAUCGAUCAGAGAGAACAAGGAUACGAAUGCAAAGUACGCGCUUGUUGAGUUUGAGGUAAGAUUUUGGGGAGUUUCUUUAAAAAUUUGAAAAUUCCCCAAUUUUUCAGCAUCAGCUCUCUGUGCUCUUCGCCAUCGAGAUCCUCAACAAUAUCAAUAUGAACGGCCGCAAUAAUUUGCAGGUUUUUCAAAUUUCUCCCCAAAAACCCGAAAAAUCAAUCAAUUUCUCAGGUAAAACCGCGAAACGGGACGAAACAAGAAGAGUUGUACCGUCAGAAGAAGGCUGAGAUCGAAGAACGACAGCGGGGAGCUCCGUCGAUUCCCAGGGACCACGGACGGGACCGCCGCGACGAUUACAACAGUCGCGAGAGGGACCACGGCGAUCGGAACAGGUCAGAAUCGGAAGUGCCGGCGAUAA